UGAGGUUCUGUAUCAAAUGCUUUAGUAGAUGACAUACACUGCCAUUCCAGAAUCAAGGUUCCUCCUCAUAAAAGGAAACUGAAUUCCCACUUAGUUAUUUGUAUUCCCGCGGGGUGCUGUACCAUAAAUGAUAUACUGUCAUUUUCAAUUACUGUUGAAAAUCUGUUUAGUAUGUUAAGGAAACACCACAUAUACCACAUAACAAUUAUUUUAUACCAAUAAAUAGGAUGAGAGAUUUGUUCUUGUAAUAUCUAACCCUAUGAUACACUGAUAUUAUUACGCAACUUGAUCUUGUAGGUGUUUCUGGAUUUAAUGUCAAAUAUUUCUUAAUAUGUGCCAUAUUGGCCUUUUUUUAUUAUUAAAAAACCUUUGUGGUACAGUAUAAAAACUGAUUUUUAUUUUUUCAGCAACUUCAUUUGAAAAUGCGGAGACAUAUUUUUUUACAGUGAAAUACAUGAAACAUAAUAUGAAAAAAUACACCUUAAUUGCAGAAAAAUAUUAUGAAUUAUUUGAUGAAGAGGUGUAUGUUGUGGCUAAGCUGAGUAAGGGAACAAAAGAGGACAAGGAAAAUGAAUUUUUGAAAGCUUACAGACAAUUCAACGAAGCACUGGAUGAUGUGGAGAAAAGAGGGACUUUCCCUACAUCCAGGUUGGCUAAUGUUCCUGAAAAAAUAGGAGAAAGCCUGCUCAAAAAACUGAGUACAUUUAAAGAAACACUGCAUGAAUUGAGAAGAAAAGCAGAAUUAUUGCUGCUGAAAUACAACAUAACCCCGAAAAAGAAUGAUGUGAGGCCACCGGACACAGACAAUAAGGAAGAUGUUACAAGCAGUGAUGCCAAGAUGCUAAGAGUCAAGAAUUUGAAAAGAAAUCUUAAGAUGAACAGACUUCUUGGCGAAAAAUAUUAUGAUAUGUUGAAAGAGCAGGUGAAAAAUCUGACCUGGAAUGUACAGAUAAUAGACAAUGACACAAUAGAAAAGCUGAAGCUGCUCUAUUCAGACUAUCAAGAGGCACUGGGUGAAGCAAAACUAUCAGGGAGCAUAUACAACUACAGAUUUGAGAACCUUCCUGAAAACAGUAAGUAUAUUAAUAAAUAUAAUGUGCCAGAAUCGUGUUUUUGGCAAUGCCCAAUAUUGUUGGCUGCCAUACAAAUGUCCCUAAAAUCCUACUUUUCAGUGUACAUACAUACAAGGUCUAAAAUGUCUUGGGCCUUGAAUUAUAUAUAUCUCAUAUUUCCAAUGUAUUUUAGUCAAAUUACUUUGAGAAGAAGGAAAGCUAUAACCACUGGGGUUUGCCAAUUUGGGACUGCUUGUUAUUAUUAUCCCUUAAGUGAGACCCCAAGCUUUUGCUUCUGUUCACUGAAAAAUGCACCGGCCCAGAGCGCUCCUACAGUAGAAUUAGAAGCUUAUAAUCACUGGGGAGUCCCUAAUAAAUCCUUUCCUUCUCCUUUAAAGUUCGUUAUAGAUAACCACUUCAAACUAAAACUAAAGUCUGAUGAUAUUUAGCUACCAUUAUGCUUCAUGGUUUUAUAUUUUAAAAUAUUUAUCUAUUUUGUUACAGUGAAAGAAAGUGUUAUGAAAAGAUACAAGACAUUUACAGAUGCAAUGGAUGAAUGUAAGUGCAAUGCAGGUUUUAUAAUACAAAGGACAAAA
Messenger RNA from Xenopus tropicalis (tropical clawed frog), 1648 nucleotides. RefSeq lists its product as uncharacterized. NCBI's taxonomy places the organism in Eukaryota, Metazoa, Chordata, Amphibia, Anura, Pipidae. The record is from RefSeq and is a predicted model, not a curated record. Bases 455 to 1501 code for a protein of 348 amino acids. The transcript is spliced from 13 exons.